Molecule: messenger RNA, 2249 nt
Organism: Rattus norvegicus (Norway rat)
Lineage: Eukaryota; Metazoa; Chordata; Mammalia; Rodentia; Muridae
Source: RefSeq, a predicted model, not a curated record
UUUGCUGCAAAAGUGCAAAAGGUAGAGACUCGUGGGUUUCUGUGGAGUGAUUUAUUUAUUUAUUUAUUUAUUUAUUUAUUUAUUUAUUGAGCCUUUGCUGCAAAAGUGCAAAAGGUAGAGACUCGUGGGUUUCUGUGGAGUGAUUUAUUUAUUUAUUUAUUUAUUUAUUUAUUGAGCCUUUGCUGCAAAAGUACAAAAGGUAGAGACUCGUGGGUUUCUGUGGAGUGAUUGAUUGAUUGAACCUUUGCUCUACUCUCUGUUCUCCCUCAAAGCCAGGAACAAAGGUUUCAGAGUUUAAAUGAGACUUCAGGCAAUACUUGUAUCUGAGCCCCAUCCCAGCUGCUGUCUGUGCCUUAAAGGGCGUUUGAGUCUGUGCCUUAAAUGGCGUUUGAGUCCCGUGCCUUAAAGGGCGUUUGAGUCCGUGCCUUAAACGGCACUGCAGCUAGGCUAAAACGGGGUGAGAACCCACCCAAUCAACAUCCCCAAAAGGGUGAACAAGUGUCACUAUACAUGCCAUCUGCACCAGUAUGCUUAGUGCUUGGCAUCACUCAUAAAUGGUAGGGGGGCAGGUCAGAUGACUGAUGACAGAGGAUUCUAAAUCGAGUAUCCAUGAAACAUGAGACAACAAGAUGGCGCUGUGCCACAAGGAUACACCACACCCAGAAGGCCUUAGAACGAAAUUUUAAUAUUUAUUUUGAAUCCCGAUCCUAAUUUGCAUAAGCCACGCCCCUUUUUACCUGUGCCACGCCCACAGACAUUCCAGGGUGUCAAGUGACUGUCAGGUGUCAAUCUAGUGAGGCCCCACCCCCUCCCCACCCCUGCACAUAGUCCCUACCCCCUAGCUAACAGGAAGUGCUUCUAGCUUAAUUCAAAGCCACAUAGACGCCUUCCUGUCUAUCAGGCACCAAAGCCCCACCCUCUAAUGCCCCCAUACCCUAGUGUGGGAAAGCGCCAUAGUCAGCUGCCCCAGAAGUCUUUGCAGUACUUUGCUGGCAUAUCAUUUCCCAAAUUUGGAGGGGGCUGGAAAUGGGCGUGGAGGGGACGAGGUAAGGGAUAAAACCUCGUAGUGUCAUUUGAGCAGGUGCCUUGCUUGGUGGUAGAGAGCAGAAGCCACUUCUAGGGGCUCUGUUAUCAUGCAAGCUCUAAACAUCCCUCUCACCGUCUCUUCAGACUCAGCCUCGUCCCCUCCCAGCCCCGCCGCAACUUCGUCGCCCCGGCUGGAGGGUCUGGGCUCCACAACCAGAGCACCCCCUGCUUUGGAGGAGGCUGCUAAUAUUGGCCCAGCCAGCGGAUCAUCGUCCAGGCAAUUUCGGAAGAGAAUCUUGGGCACCAGUGAUUCCCCGGUCCUCUUUAUCCACCGUCCGGGAACUUCGGGAACUACGCAACGACUAGAGUACAGGGGCCGAAUAGUUACCACUGAGCUCACUGUGCACAGGGAGGAGGAGGAGGAGGAAGAGGAAGAGGAGGACGACUACGACGACUGCAGACCCUUAACCCAGGGUCCUGCAUCUCCUCGGGCUAAACUUGCCCAGCCAGACCCGCAGAAGCCUAAGUCAAGGCCUGUACCAAGGCCUGAGCCAAGGCCUCUGCCACCGAGGCCUGAGCCGAGGCCUGUGCCACAGGAGCCUGAGCCACAGGAGCCUGAGCCACAGGAGCCUGAGCCACCAAAGCCUGAGCCGAGGCCUGUGCCACAGGAGCCUGAGCCACCAAAGCCUGAGCCGAGGCCUGUGCCACAGGAGCCUGAGCCACCGAAGCCUGAGCCAAGGCCUGUGCCACAGGAGCCUGAGCCACCAAAGCCUGAGCCGAGGCCUGUACCACCAAAGCCUGAGCCAAGGCCUGUGCCACCGAAGCCUGAGCCAAGGCCUGUGCCACCGAAGCUUGAGCCGAGGCCUGUGCCACCGAGGCCUGAGCGGAGGCCUGUGCCACCGAGGCCUGAGCGGAGGCCUCUGCCACUAAGGCCUGAGCUAAGGCCUCUGCAGCCAAGGCCUCUCCCACCGAGGCCUGAGCUGAGGCCUCUGCAGCCAAGGCCUCUGCAGCUAAGGCCUCUGCCACCGAGGCCUGAGGCAAGGCCUCUGCCACCAACGCCUGAGGCAAGGCCUCUGCCACCAACACCUGAGCCUGAGCCUGAGCCUGAGCUGAAGCCUGAGGCAAAACCAGAGAAGAAACAGGCUAGAGCAUCCCGAGAAUCCAGCCCCGUGCCCAAGUGCUGUGGCCUGUGGCCCAGGAGAUCCCCACGCUCCCAGAACUGA